Messenger RNA from Loa loa (African eye worm), 1002 nucleotides. RefSeq lists its product as hypothetical. The transcript has 5 exons. Gene Ontology annotation, molecular function: calcium ion binding. The record is from RefSeq and is a predicted model, not a curated record. Bases 1 to 687 code for a protein of 228 amino acids. Lineage: Eukaryota; Metazoa; Nematoda; Chromadorea; Rhabditida; Onchocercidae.
AUGGGGAAUCAGAAAGAUGUGGGAAAAUUCCAUACGAUGCGGAAAAAUUGUGAGGAACAUGCCGUAAUCAGUUAUGUCGUCUGUUUUGUCCUAGUGAAAAUUGCAACAUUCUCAUCGGCACAACUGGUAUUGUGUUCCUCGUGCUCCGCUCGACGAAGAGGACCCCCGUACGGUAUCAUAGACAAUUCAUUUACACGUAUGGGCUUAUGCUGUUCCUCAAAUUCCAAGUCCAGAAACACUCAGCAGAAUUCAAGUAAUGGCGAAUUAAAAGAAGAAGAUUUGCGAGGAAUUUUCAAAGAAUUUGAUUUGAAUGGUGACGGAUAUAUACAAAAAGAUGAAUUGAAUGCUGUGAUGGUGAAAAUGGGACAAUGUCCAACAGAUGAUGAGCUGAAUGCAAUGUUUAAUGCCGCGGACAAGGAUAAAGAUGGCAAUAUUGAUUUGGAUGAAUUUCUAUCGAUUGCUUAUGCAAAUCCGCUCUCAUUAUCCUUGAAAGCUGUUUUCGAUGAAUUAGAUGUGGAUGGUGACGGAUGUAUCACUCGAUCUGAGUUGCGAACUGCUUUUCAACGAAUGGGAAGUAACCUUACUGAUGGUGACAUCAAGGCUAUUUACAAUCAAGUGGAUGUUAACAGAGAUGGAAAAAUUAAUUUUGAUGAAUUUUGUCAAAUGAUGGCCAGAAAGAGAGGAUGAAUAUAUCGAGAGCUGUGGAUGAUGAUUGUAUAUACUCUACUUGCUUACAUACAUUUUUAUGAAUUACACCAGACGAAUCCCAUUAAACCAUUUAGAUUUAUUUUUGUGAAUGUAAAGAUGACUGCUUGUUUUCAUUUUCUCUUUAAAACAUUCACUGACUAUUUGUUUAUUCAAUAAUGAUAUACAUCCAGUCAGAUGGAAUGACUGGAUUUUCUAAAAGAACUCAUGAAAAAAUUCCAUUCAUUUAUUACUACACAAUUUGAACAAUCGUCGUUGCCUGUUUCAAAUUCGAAAAAUCAAAUGAGAAUUUAAGGG